Molecule: messenger RNA, 945 nt
Organism: Scatophagus argus
Lineage: Eukaryota; Metazoa; Chordata; Actinopteri; Scatophagidae
Product: apolipoprotein A-IV-like
Exons: 4
Coding region: 92-862 (256 amino acids)
Biological process (GO): cholesterol efflux; phospholipid efflux; reverse cholesterol transport
Cellular component (GO): high-density lipoprotein particle; chylomicron; blood microparticle
Molecular function (GO): cholesterol binding; phospholipid binding; phosphatidylcholine-sterol O-acyltransferase activator activity
Source: RefSeq, a predicted model, not a curated record
UAAAAGCCCUUAAUGGCCACCUGAACAUCACAAGUCAUCAGACACAGAGCGAAGACGAGACAAGCUGCCUCUGCAAGAGUCAGAUUCAAUCAUGAAGGUGUUCGUGGUUCUCACACUUGCUGUUUUCUCUGUUUGCAAUGCCAACAUCCUUUGGCCGGAACCCCCCAAGACCAAUCUGGAUAUGGUGAAAGAUGCUUUUUGGGACUACGUUGCUAAAGUGACACUCACUGCUGAGGACUCUGUGAAUCAGAUCAGACAGUCUGAGCUGGGACAGGAAGUGAAUGCCCGGAUCGCUCAGAGCAGCGACACAGUGAAUCAGUACGUUGUUGCUCUGCGUACUCAGGCGGCUCCUCUCACCCAGGACUUCAUGACUCAGUUUUCCCAGCAGGCUGAGCAGCUGAAGGCUCGUCUGGAGAAGGAUCUGGCCGCCGUCAGCACUAACCUGCAGCCUUACGCCGAGGAGCUGGUGGCUGACCUCCAGAGGCAGGUGGAGGAGCUGCAGAAGGAGGCAGCCCCCUAUGCCAACGCCAUGAACCCUGAGGCCCUGAAGACCGUCCUGCUGCAGAAGAGCCAGGAGCUGAAGGGGCAGCUGGAUAAGAGGGUGAACGAGCUGCAGGCCCAGAUGGUUCCCUACACCGACGAGAUGAAGCAGAAGAUGGAGCAGAAUCUGGAGGAGUUUCAGAGGAGCCUGAUGCCCAUGGCCCAGAGCUUUGAGACCCAGCUGACACAGAAAACCCAGGAGAUCCAACAGAACCUGGCAGCAUUCGGAGAGGAGCUGAGGGCCAAGCUGGACGCCAGCGCUCAGGACCUGCAGGCUCAGCUGGCUGCACUGUGGGAGUCUUUCACCAAAAAGACCCAGUAAACAGACUGCUGAUCUGCCACAAAGCCUCCACACAACAAAUAUUUAUUUGACCCUUAAACCCAAUGUCUAUUUUAUUAAAUAAA